AUCUGGUCUGUAGCGUCUCCCUUCUUUGAGCCAUGGAGAAGUUUCAAAAGACCCAAUUGGCAAGGUUAGUCGCCAUUGCAUCUCUCUUCCUUGUAACUCCUUUGAUACGUCCAUGGAUGAGGCCCACUUAUCUCUACUUCCUCCUCAACCUCCUCAUCCUCUCUCUCGGCCUCGAAUCUGGAGCACUCGCCUCCUUAGCCAAACCCAACAACGAAAAGAAGCCCACAAUGCUUAACAAUUUCUCAAGCAAUGGCAAUGGAGGCAACAUAGCGGCCACCUUAGUGAGAGAAAGUGACAGUGGUGGUGGUGGUGGUGAGAAACUAACCGCUAUUGUUAGAGAGAGAAACGCUUUUGUUGGUGGUGGUGAUAAGGUAACCACAUUUGUUAGAAAGAGAAACGCUUUUGUUGGUGGUGGUGAUAAGGUAACCACAUUUGUUAAAGAGAGAAAUGGUGGUGGUGGUGGCGGUGACAAAGAUGUGAGCUCUCAAGAAUUGUUCGCCAAGGUCGAGAACUUCAUCGGCAACUUCUAU
Amborella trichopoda is the source of this 530-nucleotide messenger RNA. NCBI's taxonomy places the organism in Eukaryota, Viridiplantae, Streptophyta, Magnoliopsida, Amborellales, Amborellaceae. The record is from RefSeq and is a predicted model, not a curated record.